AUGACAAGCUCCCGGCCUUGGGAGCGUGAUCCCACUACUGAACCGCAAGAUCCCUUGGAAGUCACUCCACUUGGGACCCUGAUUUUACCUGAUCGAAAAAUCUUGGAAUCGGCCACAGACAGAUUUUUCGACUCUGUUCUCAGCUGUAUUUGGCCCUUGCCGGACCAAGUCCUUUUCCAGAAGACAAUGGACGUUGCCUAUGGCAAUCAAAACGAUAACCCAUCCCGAACACACACUGCUAGGAUCUGUGUAUGGACUACUUGGGCAUUUAUAUCAACCUUUCCAAAUAUUUCAACGGACUUGUCACCCAAGAAGCGAGGGGAGAUUGUCAAUUCCAUAAUGGCAUCGAUCAACUUGCUACAACAGCCGCACAUUGAGCUUCUAGAAUCCAUGUCAAUGCUUGUUGUUCUUCAUCUCAAUUCUGGAAAUAUCCAAUCAAGCAUUCUGUCCAAUACUGUUGCUGCACGGUUUGUCCUGUUGCUCGGAGCCAACACCAGAGAAUGCUUCAAGGCUGCCUGCAGAUUUGUCUCGCUGGGAAACGAACAGUGCCGGCGUGAAUAUCAUCUGCGCAAUCUGUUUUGGAUGUGUUAUAUCCAAGAUAAAGAACUAUGCCUUCGCUCAAACCAACCUCCUGCUUUAUCGGAAUAUAACUGUGAUCUCGAUCUGCCCGUUGACUACCAACGCAACUACAAUUCAUCGCCUUUGGACGGUAAUUGCAAAACCCCGGUCUUUGCGGGUGAUCUUCGACUCAAUCAACUUAAAUCCAAAGCAUACUGUGAUCUUUACUCUCGGCGCGCGUUGGAGAAGGAUGGGACAAGGAUUCUGCGUGAAAUUCGUCAACUGGAUGGCGAGCUGGAAGAGUGGCGCAUGAGCAUUCCGAUGAACCAUCGUCCAACCCUGCUAUUCUCGCAAGGCACAGGCUAUCGAUCUGAUAGCUUCAGUAUUCGAUCACUGAUGAUGCAUCUAGAAUAUUACUACUGCAUGUCAUACAUCCAUCAAGCUUGCGGUCGCUUUAGGCUCGUGGACGAAACACAAGAUCAAGAGAUUCAAGGAAUCAGCUCCAGCCUCUCUCUCGCAAUUGCCACCUGUCGCUCUUCGCUCUACUAUCUCCUAGAAGUCAAACAUGCGCUCUCUCCGGGUGAUUUCUGGCUGGUCCUGUUUUAUCCACUGUCGGCCGUUCUAACAAUAUUUUGCCACAUCAUCGCCCAUCCAUCUGCCCCUGAGGCGAGUAAAGAUUUGACUAUCAUACGCCAGAUCUCUGCCCAAGUGCGAGAGCUUGGCGAUCGCGAGGGCGAGGUAAGCGGACGCAGCCACAACACAGAUCGAGUAUGGAAAGUUGUUACAUCAUUGGAGGCUCUUGCAAAGAACGCCAUAGAAAAAGAUAUUCCGUGA
This is a messenger RNA of Penicillium salamii, 1392 nucleotides long. The record is from the annotation of a GenBank genome assembly. NCBI's taxonomy places the organism in Eukaryota, Fungi, Ascomycota, Eurotiomycetes, Eurotiales, Aspergillaceae.